CGGUGAAAUCAGUACUCCACUCGCCUAUAUAAAUGGGGCACGAAUGGAAGGCUAGCAAGUAGCACACACUCGUCGAGGAUUCCUGCCGAGCAAAAACCAGAUUCCCGGCUAGAGAGGUUUUGGUGGCCAUGGAGAUGGAGCGUGACUUCCAUAUGGCCAACGGAGAAGGAGAUACCAGCUACGCCAAGAACUCGACGCAUCAGCGGAAAGCUUUGCUCGAGACAAAACCAGUGCUCGAAGAGGCUGUGAGAGACGUGUACAUGGAUCUGCCGAAUCCAACGAUACUGACCGUUGUGGACUUGGGCUGCUCUUCAGGCGAAAACACGCUCCUCUUCGUCUCCAAUGUGCUGGCAGCGAUACGCUGCCAUGGCGACAAGCUCCCGCGGGGCAACCAGCUCGUGGAGCUCCAGUUCUUCCUCAACGAUCUACCGGGAAACGACUUCAACCAUGUCUUCCAGUCGCUCCAACGGUUCAAGGAGUCCAUGGCAGUAAUUCCUAGUAAGCGAGAAGAAAGACGGCCUCCCUUCUACAUUGCUGGGUUGCCCAGCUCCUAUUACACCAAGCUUUUACCUCGCCAGAGUGUCCAUCUGUUUCACUCUUCAUAUUGCCUUCAUUGGCGCUCUCAGCUUCCGGAUGAAUUAGUGGGGAAGGCAGGAAUGUAUCUAAAUAAAGAGAACAUUUACAUAGCGAAGAGCACGCCACCGCAUGUAGUGAAGUUAUACCAGGAGCAAUUUCAGAAGGACAUGUUGUUGUUCCUCAAGCUGCGAUAUGAAGAACUGGUGGUCGGAGGACAAAUGGUGUUGACGUUUCUUGGCAGGAAAGACGAGGAUGUAUACACCGGAGCCAUGAGCCACCUCUAUGGGUUGCUUGCGCAAUCUAUGGAAACUCUUGUUCAAGAGGGCCUUGUAAAGCGGGAAAAGCUCGACGCUUUCAACUUACCCUUUUACGGGCCAUCGGUCGAUGAAGUGAACGACAUAGUCAAGGCGAGCGGACAAUUCGACAUAAAUCACAUCAAAUUGUUCGAGUCCAACUGGGAUCCUCAUGACAAGUCUGAGGGUGAUGAUCCCCUGCACGAUCCUCUCAGGAGCGGUAAGAAUGUCGCCAAGACCUUGAGGGCGGUGAUGGAGCCCCUUUUCGUGAGCCAUUUCGGUGAAUCCAUCAUCAACAGACUCUUCGACAAAUUCGCAUAUAAUGUGGCAGCGCACCUUGAGAGGGAGAAGACCAAGUACUCCAUCAUCGUGCUGUCUUUGAAAAGAAAAUAAUGAGCGUGUGUAUGAGUUCCAUGUGUCUAUUUAACAAUUUUAUCUUAUUCGUAUAGCAUGGAUCUAACUGACUGGGUCUAGAUCUUUGUUCAAUUCAGUUUUUGCAUGUAUGUAUGGCACCGCGAAUUCUGAAGAAUUUUAAAUCGAACCAAAUUGCCCUGUCGGGAAAGACAUGCUA
Molecule: messenger RNA, 1440 nt
Organism: Brachypodium distachyon (stiff brome)
Lineage: Eukaryota; Viridiplantae; Streptophyta; Magnoliopsida; Poales; Poaceae
Product: anthranilate O-methyltransferase 3
Exons: 4
Coding region: 129-1262 (377 amino acids)
Biological process (GO): methylation
Molecular function (GO): S-adenosylmethionine-dependent methyltransferase activity
Source: RefSeq, a predicted model, not a curated record